GUUCCACACUAACUGCCGCUCAAUUGAACUGUUUUUUUUUGUUUUUUUUGAAUACGCAGCUAAGGGAAAGAAGCUCAAACAUCACACACGCCGAACAACGGUCCUGCGUGAGAAACCGACCGAUGCUGAGGGGAGCAGAUUAAAAAGUGUCAUGUUUUUCCGCAGGUGGAACUUCGGUUGGGACCGGUUCAGUGAGGUGGACAUCUUCACCGACCGCCAUGACACCAGCGCAGAGACCCUGUCCCAGGCCAUCAGAGCCGCAGCCUCCGAGGAGCCGGACGCGGAUGGCAGCGUGCCCUUCGGCCACCUGCAGGGCACCGUGGUCGGCCUCAGAUACUACACAGGGGUGGUGAACCAAGGGGAAAUGGUCGGUUUAGUGCGACAGCCGCAGAAUCCGUACGACCGCAACGCGGUGAUGGUCGCCAACAUCUACGGCAACCAGGUGGGACACAUCAAGCGGGAGCUGGCCGCAGCCAUGGCCCACAUCAUGGACAACAACCUGGCUAAAGUAGAGGGGGUGGUGUACUCGGGCACGAAGAACAAGUUCAACAUGCCCGUGACGCUGUCCUUCUGGGGGAGAGAAGAGAACAAAAACGCUGUGGUUGAAAAUAUGGCACGCCGCGGUUUUAAGCUGAACACAAGCACAAGCAGACCAACAGGUGCAAAUGAAAUGUCAUAUAACAGUAUACAACGUAAAAAAGGUCUGACCAUCCCACUAACUGCAGCAGAGUUGAAAAAUGCAUUUGAUAAUCUGUUCGAAGGCCUGGUGGAGAGUGAUGACGGGGAGAAAGAAGCAGCUGACUCUGUGGCUACUCCCCUGCUGCCUCACCAGCGGCAGGCGCUGUCCUGGAUGUGUGCUCGUGAAAACAAAUCGACGCUGCCGCCCUUCUGGGAGAAGAGAGGGGAGCUCUACUACAACACCCUCACUUGUUUCUCUGCCAAAGAAAUACCAGAGAGGGUUCGUGGGGGAAUACUGGCAGAUGACAUGGGGCUGGGGAAAACUCUGACAACCAUCGCUCUGAUCCUCACCAACUUUCACAAUGGAAAGCCGCUGCCUGUGGAGAGAUGUGAGGAGGAGAGGGCUUCGCCUGUCAAAGCUAAUACUAAACCAAAGAUGGCCUCUAAACCUGCAGGGAGCAGCAGUGCAGGUGAUGGAGCAGGAGUGAGCGAUGCAGCCGCCGGUUCCGUGUGCUCAGACCUACCUCAGACGGAGGUGAUCUGUGUUGAUACACCAGACAUAGUGGAGAUAACGAGCCAGUCAGAGAAAAGUGCCAGCAAAGGAAAGACGAAAGCCACCAAGCGAAAGCCCAGUAAAGCAGCCCCGGUUUUGCUGGACGACCUGGACUUUGCUGCGGCGCUGGGUGGCUCAGCAUCGGACGCGGCUCCGAAGAAGAAGAAAACUGCAAACAAGGCAAAUCCCACACCGAGUGUUGAAUCCCUCUACCUUCAAAGAGCUGAUGAUUUAUCAGCUAGAGCAACUCUCAUCAUCUGCCCACUCUCUGUGCUCAGCAACUGGCUGGAGCAGUUGGAGCAGCAUGUGCGUGCCGAUGUGAAGCUCAAUGUGUAUCUGUAUUACGGCUCGGAGCGCAACAGGAGCCAGAAGUUCUUGUCCUCGCAGGAUGUGGUGAUCACCACCUACAACGUUCUGUCUGCCGACUUUGGGAAUAAGAGUCCCCUCCAUGGGAUCAGCUGGCUGAGGGUCGUGCUGGACGAAGGUCACAUUAUCAGAAACCCAAACGCACUGAUGAGCAAGGCCGUGCUCGACCUGAAAGCAAGCCGGCGCUGGAUUCUUUCAGGUACUCCGAUCCAGAACAGUGUGAAGGACCUGUGGAUGCUGCUGGCUUUCCUGCGUCUGAAGCCGUUCGACGUGCGAGAGUGGUGGAACAGAGUGAUCCAGAGACCCGCCACUCAAGGAGACCGGGCCGGCCUGCAGAACCUCCAGACCCUGGUGAAGUGCAUCACCCUGCGGCGGACCAAGAGCAGUGAGGCGAACGGGCGCCCCCUGGUGUCCCUGCCAGAGAAGAACGUGUCGGUGGAGCAGGUGGAGCUGAGCCAGCAAGAGAGGGAGGAGUACGAGCUUGCGCGCAGCGAAGGAAGAAACACCAUCGGCAGAUAUGUAGCAGAAGGGACGGUGCUGAGGAACUAUGCUGAUGUGUUGGCCAUCCUGAUGAGGCUUCGACAGCACUGCUGCCACCCCGAUCUACUGGCAAAGACGUCGUCCUCAGAUUUAGGCGCCGCAGCGACGCCCGCAGAGCUGCGGGAGCGUCUGAUAGAGAAGCUGCGGUCGGUGUUGGCCAGCGGCUCCGACGAGGAGUGCUCUGUGUGUCUGGAGUCGGUCAACCUCCCCGUCAUUACGCACUGCGCACACGUCUACUGCCGGCCCUGCAUCGCCCAGGUCAUCAGCACUGAGAAGGAGAUUGCACGCUGUCCUCUCUGUCGAAGUGAAAUCAAGGCCAGUGAACUUGUGGAGUUUCCACAGGAGGAAAUGGAAGAAGAGAAAAGUACAAAUUCUGAGAGGUGGAGGGCAAGCUCAAAGGUGCAGGCGCUGAUGGGAAACUUGCUUCGUCAGCGAUCUGAAGACAGCAGCAUUAAGUCUUUGGUUGUCUCUCAGUUCACUCGUUUCCUCACCAUACUGGAGACUCCACUCAGGGAGCAUGGGUUCACGUUUGUGCGUUUGGACGGCACCAUGACCCAGAAGAGGCGGACACAGGUGAUCCAGGAGUUUCAGAGCUCCUCGGCCGACGGCCCCGUCGUCAUGCUGCUGUCACUCAAAGCUGGAGGGGUGGGCCUCAAUCUGACUGCCGCCUCUCGCGUUUUCCUCAUGGACCCUGCCUGGAACCCGGCCACUGAGGAGCAGUGUAUCGACCGCUGCCACCGUCUGGGCCAGAAGAGGAACGUCGUCGUCACCAAGUUCAUAGUGAAGGACUCCGUUGAGGAGAACAUGGUGAAGAUCCAGAGGCAGAAGCAGGACCUGGUGGAGAAGGCGUUCGGCUCCACAAACAGCGACCGGAAAACGUCUCGCAUUGAUGACAUCAAAGCUCUGAUGGAGCUGUAGGCGUCAUUGAGUUGUAUUUGAACAACCGUACAAUCUGUUCACUUAGGGCACAGACACUUCUUCCUCUGAACGGUUACAGAGAAAUAUUCAUAUUUUGAAAGAUUUACUUGUUUUUUCUUUUCUUUUAAAGCUGCUCGUUAAUGUUCGAAAUUCAGUUUUAGUUGAUGAUUAACGUUCAUGUACAGGAUGCAUCAAUUUCCAUUGUUCAGCUGAGAUUGUCUUGACCAAUGUUUGAUUAUUAAAAAUGUCAAAGCUGUGAUAAUACA
Molecule: messenger RNA, 3321 nt
Organism: Scophthalmus maximus (turbot)
Lineage: Eukaryota; Metazoa; Chordata; Actinopteri; Pleuronectiformes; Scophthalmidae
Gene: hltf
Product: helicase-like transcription factor
Exons: 25
Coding region: 152-3055 (967 amino acids)
Molecular function (GO): zinc ion binding; ATP binding; nucleic acid binding
Source: RefSeq, a predicted model, not a curated record